AUGGCCCUCCUGCACACUCUGCUCCCCGCCCUGCGGGUGCUCACCUGCGGCCCUGAGGGCUCUCAGGGCUGUGCCCUGCCUCGGAGCCACGCGCUGGUGAGCAGGGAGCACUUCGCGCUUCUGAGCCACGUAAGGAGACUGUCCCCUUUCUUCUGUCUGCAGGACAGAAACGCCUUCAGAUUCCCGCGGGAGAUGGUGGAGAGCAGCCAGCUGCAGAAGGCCCAGGCUACGCCCGUCCUCCAGGAGCUGCUCCCGCCCACCUUCAACCUCUUCCUCACGGAGCACGCCUCGGCUGCCUGGAGCUCCCUGCUGGACCAGCUGCGUUCUGGCCUCCAUCGGCGGCUGCCAGACCUGGACACCUGUUUGCUGCGGGCUGUGGGACAGGAAGAUUGUGCCCUGGGAAUGGACCGCCCGACACUGGCCCUGAAGAGGUACUUCCGGGAAAUCUGUCUCCUGGAAGAGAAGAAGUACAGCGACUGCGCCUGGGAAAUUGUCAGAGCGGAAAUCAUGAGAUCCUUGUCUUCAUCCGCCAACUUCCAAGAUAGGUUAGGAAUUAGGGAAGGGACCUGGGGUCAUCUUGAAAUGACUCUCACGGACAAAUUUGCCAUAUCCCGCCCCGCACCUACGUCUGGUCACCACUGCAAGGGGCUCUCAUUUCUGCCUUAG
Molecule: messenger RNA, 666 nt
Organism: Leptonychotes weddellii (Weddell seal)
Lineage: Eukaryota; Metazoa; Chordata; Mammalia; Carnivora; Phocidae
Product: interferon omega-2-like
Biological process (GO): defense response
Cellular component (GO): extracellular region
Molecular function (GO): cytokine receptor binding
Source: RefSeq, a predicted model, not a curated record